This is a messenger RNA of Erythranthe guttata (spotted monkey flower), 641 nucleotides long. RefSeq lists its product as uncharacterized. The record is from RefSeq and is a predicted model, not a curated record. Lineage: Eukaryota; Viridiplantae; Streptophyta; Magnoliopsida; Lamiales; Phrymaceae.
GAGAAAGAGGAGAGAGAGAGAGGACAAGAAAAAGAAAACCCUGAUGUGGGACUGGCAUUGGUGGUGCUGUUUAAUCCCAAUAACACUCCAAAAACAGCACCCGGAUCAAACCUUGCUUCUGACAACGCAUCCAAGAAACGACGCCGUAUGCCCGAGCUGCAUCUCUUUCUCCGCCGUCGCUAGGAUGUUGACAUCUUGGCUAAAUCGCCGCCGGAGUAGAUACUUGAUUGUGAUCCUGUUAAGCCCUUUUAUUUUUCCUUUAUUCUUCGCCACCUGUCCCCUCAUCUGCGCCGUUGAAAUAUGCUGCUUGGUGCGCCGGAAGCGGCGCACGGCGGACGCGGACGCCGGCGGCGGAGAUGGGUGGUGGAGCCGGGAAGGUGACGGUGGCGAUGAGGUGGGUUUGCUGCAGAGAUACCUGGAUGAUCAGCUGUCGCUCGUCGCUGGAUCGGUGUACGGGUGCGGCGGGGACGAUGAUGAGAAUGUGGGUGGAGAAGACGGGGUCGAUGUUGAAUAUUUUGAUAGUACGAGGCCUCUCUUGCAAUAGCUCAUAUUUGACUAUGUAAUAAACUUUGUACAUGGCUCUAGAGUUGGAAAAAAUACUGUAUAAUACAUAUUUUUCUAUAAUACAUAUUAAUUGCAAA